Messenger RNA from Epithele typhae, 1914 nucleotides. Its product is annotated as P-loop containing nucleoside triphosphate hydrolase protein. Gene Ontology annotation, molecular function: ATP binding; ATP hydrolysis activity. Gene Ontology annotation, cellular component: mitochondrial inner membrane. The coding region runs from base 1 to 1914 and encodes 637 amino acids. The record is from RefSeq and is a predicted model, not a curated record. Gene Ontology annotation, biological process: mitochondrial respiratory chain complex III assembly; protein insertion into mitochondrial inner membrane from matrix. The transcript is spliced from 6 exons. NCBI's taxonomy places the organism in Eukaryota, Fungi, Basidiomycota, Agaricomycetes, Polyporales, Epitheliaceae.
AUGGAGGCCGUCGUCCUCCAAUCCGUCCUCUCUGUGAUCCAAUCCAGUGGCGCGGACUUGAACGCCUCAAAUGUCCUCUCCGGAGUCGCUCCCAGCCAAAACGUCACCCCGCCCAUCGACGCCGCUGCUACGUCGGUGUCGCCCUUCCAACUCCCGGCCCUCCUCCUCGCUCUUCUGCACCUCUCCGCGGUCCAGGACUGGCUCAAGAUCUUCCUCGUCGGUGUUCUCAUCCAGAGCCUGCGCGGCUGGCUCCAGGACCUCUGGGACUGGCUCUCCGGAUGUAUAUGGGUCUACGAGAAUCUCGACGCUGACGAUGACUGCGGAUUGUGGCUCCAGUACUGGCUGUCGAAGAACCAACGAUUCCUGAACGCCCGGAUGCUGGACGUCAGCACGCGCAACGUUCCAGGGAUGGAGGCGCCUGUGAUGCUGGGAUUAAUGGACCCGUACCAGGAGCGUGGGAGGAACAAGAGCCGCACGCCCGCGUUCUUCCCCUCGGUGGGCACGACGUACACACUGUUCUACAAGUGCCGGUACAUGACCGUGAGCCGCUCGCGGCUGAACGAGUCGCCGUGGCAGGUCGGCGGCAGCAGCAAGCUGCACAUCCGGAUGCUCGCCCUCAGCCACGAGCCCCUUCGCGAGCUCUUCCACGAGGCCAAGAAGCUCUACCUCGCCUCGCGCCAGCACAGGAUCUCCAUCUACACCUCCGACGGCGACUUCUGGAGGCUCAUGUCCACCCAGCCCAAGCGGUCGAUAGACUCCAUCUUCCUCGACGAGAACACGAAGGAGGAGCUCCUGGAAGACGCCGAAGACUUCCUGUGCCAGGACACCAAGGACUGGUACACGCGCAUAGGCAUCCCGCGCCGCCGCGGCUACCUCCUGCACGGCGCGCCGGGCUCGGGCAAGACGUCGCUCGUGCACGCGGCCGCGAGCGAGCUCGAGCUCGACAUCUACCUCCUCCCGCUCACGCGCUACGGCAUGGACGACAGCCUGCUCAUGCAGUCCAUCCUGCAGCUCCCCGAGCACUGCAUCGUGCUCAUCGAGGACAUCGACGCGAUCUUCCACCACGGCAUGCGCCGCGACAUCGAUGACCCGGAGCAGCUCGCCGCCGCGCUCGCCGCCGGACACGCGCUCCCGCCCCCGCCGCCGGCGUCGGCGCACAGCGCGCAGCAACAGCCUGCGAGCCGCGUGUCGCUCAGCGGGCUCCUGAACGUGCUCGACGGCAUCGGCGCGCAGGAGGGCCGGAUCGUGUUCGCGACGACGAACGACUUCCACGCGCUCGACGUCGCCCUCCGCCGCGCGGGCCGGUUCGACAAGCACAUCGAGUUCACGCUCGCGAGCGAGCACCAGGCCGCGGAGCUCUUCAAGCGCUUCUACGGCCUCCUGUCGUCCGACGCGGACGACGCGCGCGAGCGGAGCGAGGAGGAGCGCGAGCGCACCCCGAAGCCGUCCCGCAAGAACACCGCGGAUGCCCCCACGGAGACCGCACUCCUCCUUGAUGCUGCUGUCCUUCCGGUGGAGUCCCAUUCCUCCUCUGCCCUGGCCCCCGCCCUCAACGAGAACGGGGGCCCGAAACGGCGGGCGCGCCCCCCGCGCCUUGCGCAGGCCGAGCUCGCGCGUCUCGCCGCGACGUUCGCGCGCGGCGUCCAGGGCGGCCGGUUCACGGUCGCGACGCUGCAGGGGUACCUCCUCGAGAACAAGGCGCGGCCGGACGAGGCCGCGAACCGGGCCGCCGCGUGGGCCGCGAACCUGGUCCUCGAGCGGUCGGCGGAGGGCGCGGGCACGCGGCUGGAGAACGGCUCGCCGCAGACGGACGUGUCGACGCUCGCGGACGACGGCUCGUCGGUGGCGGGGUCUGAGGCGGACGCGCAGGAGGGGCCGUCUUCGCUGGGCAAGGAGGAGCUGGUCGCGGCGUGA